CAUUUUGCCGCUUUCUAUAUAAUCCCCACUUAUCUAAUAUCCUCGUAAGCUCAUCUUCUGCAUCUUCAACACUAAUCCAAAUCCCAAAUCAAUUUUUACAGAUGGAUGUUUACGAGAGAGGUUUCAUAUCUGGAACUCCACAAAGUGAAGAAGAGAUGGACGUGAGGAAGGGUCCGUGGACUGAAGAAGAGGACUCCGUGCUUAAGGCGUAUGUCAAUAUUCAUGGUGAAGGUCGCUGGAAUUCUGUUGCCCGUUUAUCAGGAUUAAGAAGAACCGGUAAAAGCUGCAGAUUAAGAUGGCUAAACUACUUGCGACCAGAAGUUAGACGAGGAAACAUCAGCCUCGAAGAGCAGCUAUUGAUUCUUGAACUCCAUUCUCGCUGGGGCAACAGGUGGUCAAAAAUUGCACAACAUUUACCUGGAAGGACAGACAAUGAAAUAAAAAACUAUUGGAGAACAAGAGUCCAGAAGCAGGCAAAGCAGCUUAAAUGUGACGUUAACAGCAAACAAUUCAGGGACGCCAUGCGUUACGUUUGGAUUCCCCGUUUAAUUGAACGGAUCCGUGCUUCAUCCAAGUCCCCCUCAGGUCAACCCACCAGCACCAGCAACACCACCUACACGGAUAAUAUCAGCAACAUGACCACCAGUCAAAUCACCUAUGCAAACGCAACUGGGUCGGUCCAGGUUGACCCAAGUCUCCUGCCCGAGUUAUCAGGCACUUCAUCAGAUUCCGUAGACACCCAAGUCUCUUCCGUUUCUGACCUGACAGAUUGUUACAAUCCACAAAGCGCUUCAGACUACCCCAAUAACUUACAAAAAGGAUCGGGUUUAUGCCAAGAAAAUGUAGCGGGCACAUGGGGUAGAUGCGUUGAAUUUCAGGCGACGGAGGAGCAGAGCAAUGGUUGGUUGGGUGGUGGGGACUCGAUGGAGAGUGUGUGGAAUGAAGAGAAUAUUUGGUUCUUACAGCAGCAGCUUUAUGAUUAGGUCUAAAUGAUAUGAAUUCGCUUACGUGACGUAUCAAGUUCUAUAUUUAAACAUUCUCGCGAUUCUGUUAUCCGAUGGAUUAUUAGUAUAUUAAAAACAAAGUUUCGGCUAACACCACAAAUUUUAACAACUCUUGGAAUAUAAAUGAUUUACGCAACAUAGUCAGAAUGAUAGAGAUUUAUAGCAUUAACUAGAGUAUUCUGAACGUACGAUUCUGUUUUUUCUCUGUUCGAGCAUUCAUACUUUAAUUUUUAUUGAAAACAUUAAAUAACACAAGUUCCGGGCAGAAAGUAUCUCAAGAUAUAUGUUCCUAUCAUCUCCAAAAAAAAAAGGUUAAAAGAGGUGAAAUCAGAUUCCCACAAACAGUGAAAUCAAUCAUUUUGGGUCAAUAUUCAGUACUCUGAAAUUUUUUGUACUAAUAUUUAUCCGAUGGCAGGACAAGAAGCUUGGUUUAAUUUUCUAUCUAUGUAGGAGAAAUGUGUCUAACUUCUAGGCAUCCAUGCAGUGAAAUAUGCCAUUUGACUUUAAAUUUUUAAUUUUAACUUAA
Durio zibethinus is the source of this 1530-nucleotide messenger RNA. RefSeq names its product MYB-like transcription factor EOBI. Gene Ontology annotation, molecular function: DNA-binding transcription factor activity; sequence-specific DNA binding. Gene Ontology annotation, cellular component: nucleus. The record is from RefSeq and is a predicted model, not a curated record. Gene Ontology annotation, biological process: regulation of DNA-templated transcription. NCBI's taxonomy places the organism in Eukaryota, Viridiplantae, Streptophyta, Magnoliopsida, Malvales, Malvaceae.